GUAUGUCAAUGAGUGAAUAGAGUAAAACAGAAAAUAGGAUAUUUGUGACUGGAUAUUCAACUAAAGAUAAAAAUGAAGAAGAUAUCAAAAGUCUUUUUUCUAAGUAUGGGGAUAUCAUUGAAUUCUCUUGGAAGGGUCGUUUUUGUUUCAUAGUAAAAUUAGCGUCUAUUUUAUUAGGCUUAUUCAAAAGCAGAAGAAGCUACAGAAGCUGUGAAUCAAAUGAAUCAAAAAGAUUAAGAUGGAAAUACUUUCGUUGUUGAGAUAGCCAGAGCCAAGAAAAAAGAUGGGGAAUGCUAUAAAUGUGGAAGAAUAGGCCAUUUGUAAAUAUUUAGAUGAAAAUUAAUUAGUGCUCGAAAUUGUAGAUAAAAAGGAAGAUCAUCAAGUUCAAGUUCAAGGUAUAAUUAGUUAUAUCUAGACGUCAUAAAAGAAAGGUUAAGAGACACAGAAAAAGAAGUCCAUCCAGUUCCUCCAGUUCUUCUUCAUCUUCAUCAUCAAGAGAUAGAAAGAAGAGAUAAAAAAAACCAAAAAAAGGAAAAGAAUCUUCAUCAUCAAGUGAUUGAU
This is a messenger RNA of Paramecium pentaurelia, 561 nucleotides long. The record is from the annotation of a GenBank genome assembly. Lineage: Eukaryota; Ciliophora; Oligohymenophorea; Peniculida; Parameciidae.